CCCGCCUACUGUGGGCGGAGCCAAAGCCCGUGAACCCCGCCCCCUCAGACACCCAAUGGGGGCAGAGGAAGCUCCCUGCGACUUGAGACUCGGAGCCUCCUCGCCACGUGUCGAGAGUUCAAUGUCGCAGUGAAAUUCACUGACGAGGCGACUGUCUCUGGUCUUGGUGUGCUCCUUUGACUGUCGGUGUUUUGCCGUCUUGCCCAAGCUUGGAUAUGGUGUUGACAAAUCUACAGGAAGGUUCCGAGGAGGAGCGCCGCGUGGUGGUGUAAGCACUCAGCCUGCUGAAGCGCGGGAGUGCAGAGAGGCGAACCCACGAGGUGGAGACAGGAGGGCCAGGGUCCUCCUGGGGGAACAAAGCGAGCGGCGUCCUGGCGGGGUCGAGAGGGCAGGAGACGCAGCGGAUAUUGGCAGGGCUCUGGAUAGCGGCGCGUGCUGGUGUGCGAGCCCCCGAGCGCGUACCUGCACCUGGCCGUGGACCACUUCGCACUCGUGCUGGUGGCGUGUGCGCCGGUGCUCGACAUGGCGCCGAGAUUGCACGUGACCCGUGUGCGCUCCCCACGCUUGCACGUGAUGGAGGGGACCCACGUGGGUCGCGAUCUCUUCUCCGAGCUCUGCUUCACGAACCCCGUGGCACGCCCCCUGCACCGCGUGCGCGUCCGCGUGGAGGGAGCCGGCGUGCACACGCCGAGCAACAUACUCGUCGGCAACGUGGAGGGGCACGGCUGCACGCGCGUGCCCGUGGUUCCCAAGCGCCGCGGGGAGCUCACGCUGAUCGCGAGCCUCGACUGCACGGAGCUGCCGCAGGUGCACGGGGGAGCCACCUUCCAGUGCGAGCCCUGAGACUUCAGCAUCACCACCAUCAUCAACAUCAUGAGUCAACCACCAUCAUCAGCAUCGAGAGUGGUACCACCAUGAUCGUGAUCGAGUGAACUAUCAUGAACGUGUUCAUCAUCAUCAUUAUCAUCAAGGUUGCACUCAUGACACACAAAGUGCUUGCCACAAAUAUAUCACAAAUUCCUUGCUGAUCUCGUCAAGGAGCGUACACCAUCACGAGAACGCCGCUCAUCCUCGCAGUGGCUUUUGGAUAGCCAUCAAACAAAGACGGUCACUGCAUCGCGCACUUUCAGAUCCGCUUGUGUGGCCGUCUGGAGCACUCUUUAUUCCGAUAUCAGGAAGCCGCUGAAGCUCUUCACUGUUAAAUGUAGAUUGAACACUCAUUUAGAAAUGCGUUUUGUGUUUAGUUUGUUGUCCUUCCCCGCACCUCCGACUCGCGCAGUUGGCUGCGCACGUUGCGAAAGAAGUUCAACGUACAUUUCAACCACCAGGAUCGUGUUCAUCAUCAUAAGAUGAUCGUUAUCAGAAUCAUCAAAUUGAAUGGGGACCAAAAAUCGUGACGGGGUGUGGGGGGUGGAGAAUAAUCAUUACAGAGCCGAUGUUAUGCACAGACUUCAGGCGCGAUAGACAAGAACGCUACCGCCGUGAUGUCACUGGAAUGCGGUUACUCAUGAAGAAGGGGAAUGACAUUUGUUGAUGUCGCCAGUGGCGUUUAUUUAACCACGCGCAUCGCCAUCGCUUCCUUCUUCCAGUUCCUGCAGUUGUUGGAGACGACACCGCACCUUCGAGGUCUUUUGAUGGUAACAGUCUGGCUCAAGGUCUUCCAAUUGAUCCUAUUAUAUAUAGAUUUAUAUUUUGGCUUAUUACAAAGUGCUUUACAACAAUUAUAACAUAAGAUGAUGGGUUAAUAAAGGGGCUGUUGUAGUUAUGGUAGGACAGGUGUGAGUGGUUAAGAAGGGGUAGCUACAGGAGUUAAUAUAGGGGUUGGGGUAGUGAUAGGGGUUGGGUUAGUUAUAGGUGUUGGGGUAAUUUAUUAUUUUAUAUUAAUGGUAUCGUUCAGUUACGUUCACUUUGGCAUGUAAGCUGAAGGAUUUUGCUUCUUCUUCAGUCAUUUUCAAAUUAAAUUUCCUAACAAGGUAAUUGUUCCAAUGCGACUAUGAAGACCUCGUACUUGCCAGCAUGAUACCGAAUUUAAUAAUAAUACAGUAAUGUAUUGUAUUAAUAUCGAUUUAAGUUUACUCAUUCUGAAGUAGGCCAUCCAGUCAAAACGUCGAGACAUUAUCAGGGACGGAAUAAAGUGAUGUAUUUAC
Messenger RNA from Lethenteron reissneri (Far Eastern brook lamprey), 2147 nucleotides. RefSeq names its product protein-glutamine gamma-glutamyltransferase K-like. The record is from RefSeq and is a predicted model, not a curated record. NCBI's taxonomy places the organism in Eukaryota, Metazoa, Chordata, Hyperoartia, Petromyzontiformes, Petromyzontidae. Gene Ontology annotation, biological process: peptide cross-linking. Gene Ontology annotation, molecular function: protein-glutamine gamma-glutamyltransferase activity.